Messenger RNA from Cucurbitaria berberidis CBS 394.84, 2210 nucleotides. Its product is annotated as carbohydrate-binding module family 48 protein. Bases 121 to 1761 code for a protein of 546 amino acids. Lineage: Eukaryota; Fungi; Ascomycota; Dothideomycetes; Pleosporales; Cucurbitariaceae. Gene Ontology annotation, biological process: signal transduction. The transcript is spliced from 3 exons. Gene Ontology annotation, cellular component: nucleus; nucleotide-activated protein kinase complex; cytoplasm. The record is from RefSeq and is a predicted model, not a curated record. Gene Ontology annotation, molecular function: protein kinase binding.
UAGCGGACCUGGACGUCUCUGUCUACUAUCCAUGAAGACACAGGCGGCUGUUUCCCAUCUGGUGGUACACUCCAGUCUCGAGUCUCGCAGCUUCGGCGAGAGGAUUCGCAGGCCGAGGACAUGGGCAACCAGAACUCGCGGUCGACGACGCCGCCAUGGAAUCCACAAUCACCGCCGCCGCCGCCGCAGCAGCAGCCUCCCCCCAACGUGACGGCGUCACAUGAGCGCUCCCAUCACCACGUCGUCCCCCACCUCCACCACUCGGCGCGCAGGAGAGAAUCCAUCCAGGCACUGAGCACCGCCAAAGCCCAAGCGGCGCCCCCGUCGGCCAGUCUCGCGCACGCAGAGAGCCAGCCCACGUCAACCCGCCCGCACUCGCGAGGCCGUUCGCAGACGGCCGCCUCGAGCACCAGCUCCAGCACCAGCACCGCUGCCGCCGUCGCCAGCCACCUGCGCGCUGCCCAGGACCACUUCAAGGCGCCCGAGCACGAAACCAUGGGCAACGAGCAGAGCAGCCAGAAGGCCAAAGAGAAGGGCCCUCCAACGAGCCGCCAAAUCACCCCGCCUCAGCAGCCCGCCGCGAGCCCGCCGCCCGAGAAGAAGGACGCGCAGCACCAGCACCAACAUCAGCACCAGCCCGCGCCCUCCCCUUCGCCGCAAACAUGCCCUGUCAAUGUGCCUGCAGGCCUCCGCGAAGAGUCGUCGUCGAUAGACGCCAUCGCCGCCGAUGCCGACCCAGAAGACUACAUUGUGCCCUCGUCGCACUUCAGUCGCCCGCCCCGCCUACCGCUGCCCAUCGAGGAGGAGCUGCACAACCCAGGCUCCCCCAUCAUAUCAGCCCAGGAUCUCGCGAGCCCAAUUGACUAUGGAGAGGUCGAAGGUGCCCUGCCGCGCCGCACGUCGAUGCUCAGCACCACCACCGCAGACGACGAAGACCUGGGGGAAGAGUUCAAAGUGCCCACCACAGGCCGGCCGACUGUGCCCACGCUGAUAGAGUGGGAGGGCCCCGGCGAGCGCGUCUAUGUAACAGGCACCUUUGCGGGCUGGAAUAAAAAGUACAAGUUGCAUCCAAACGGUCCCAGCAAGAAAAAAGAUGCCCUCUCCGCCUACGUCCUCAUCACCCCAGGGACCCACCAUCUCAUGUUCAUCGUGGACAACGACAUGCGCACGAGCGAUAAGCUGCCCACGGCAGUAGACUACACAAACAUCCUGGUCAACUACCUCGAAGUGUCCUACGAUGACGUUCCCAAACCAGCUUCGGACGCAACGGAAGGGAAGGAGAGCCUCGAUGCCGUGACGCCAGUGCAGGAACGCGACGCACCCACAGGCGUCUACCCGCCGCAAGUUCUGCCCCCAACUCCAGAACUGCAACCCCUCAAGGCGCCCCUGCCGGAACCCGCAAAACCCAAAAUCCCAGAGCCAACCAAGAAAUACCACCAAAAUAUCCCCCGAUACCUCUUAGAUCUCGAUGCCCCUGAGGAAUCCUCCCGCUUCGCGCGCUCAAACGCUACCACGAACAACCUGCCGACGCCGCCGUCACUACCGGGGUUCCUGGGCAAGAGUAUCCUGAACGGCACAACGCCGACCAAGGACGAUAGCAGUGUGCUAAUUAACCCCAAUCAUACGGUGCUGAAUCACCUGGCGACGAGUAGUAUCAAAGACAACAUCUUAGCCACGAGUGCAACUACGCGGUAUAAACAAAAAUUCCUCACGACGAUCAUGUACAAACCGAAAGAAGAGGAUCCAGAUCGAGUGUAUUGAAGCCUCGGCGCACGUACAUUUAGCAGCAAUUGCACUCUAACUCUUUUUUCUUUUCUUUCUAUUUGCUUUUGCAUCACGGGCGUGGGGCGAUCAGGGCAUGAGGGUUGUUAUGAGGUUCUUCUUGGUUAUACCCCAGCGCAGCAUUCUGGGGGCGGUAUGCUUGCACCCCUAAAAUAUUCCUUAUGUGAGAUAUGUGAUAUGUGUGUGUGUUUGAGAAGGGCAUUCCACUCGGAUUGGGAAACUGAUAGACUUGAGAUUCUGCAUCGCAACUCGUCAGGGAGAAUGUUGAUGGUGGGGUGGAAAGGUCUUGCAUGUAAUACGAGACUACUUCCUCCUUCUCUCCAAGUCUAUACUAUAUUAUUGUCCCUAAUGGUCUAGAUUAUUGUGUCUAAUAUACCCCGAAAAGCAAAUUCUUGUUUCUAGAGCAUGCAUAUGCAUUUCCAUCUUCC